Prosopis cineraria is the source of this 1026-nucleotide messenger RNA. RefSeq names its product zinc finger BED domain-containing protein RICESLEEPER 2-like. The record is from RefSeq and is a predicted model, not a curated record. The transcript is spliced from 5 exons. Gene Ontology annotation, molecular function: protein dimerization activity. The coding region runs from base 1 to 1026 and encodes 341 amino acids. NCBI's taxonomy places the organism in Eukaryota, Viridiplantae, Streptophyta, Magnoliopsida, Fabales, Fabaceae.
AUGGUUAUAACUGAUGAACUUCCUUUCAAAUUUGUUGAUGGGUUUGGGUUUAAACGCUUUAUGGCUGCUGCUCAACCAAGAUUUAAGGUUCUUUCUAGAUGGAUAGUGGCUCGGAGUUCUGUGAAGAGAGUUAGGAAGGCUCUUCAGUUUGUUAGAAAAUCUGCCCUUAGGAUGAAAAAGUUUAAAGAGAGUUGUAAGGAUGAGAAGAUUCAAAGUAAGAGCCUCUUGACUCUAGAUGUCUCUACUAAGUGGAACUCCACUUAUUUAAUGUUGGAGAGUACUCAAAAAUUUGAGGCAGCUUUUAAGAGGUUUGAGGACAAAGACCCUUACUUUUGCAUUGAUCUUGAACAAGGGGAGGGGGUGCCUGAUGCUGUUGAUUGGAGGAAUAUUAAAAGGAUGGUGAUGUUUUUGAGUCAUUUUUAUGAGAUGACCUUGCGUGUGUCUGGUGCUUUUUAUGUUACAUCCACUAGCUUGUUUUAUGAGAUUUACAUUAUAUAUCGCCUUUUGGAUGAAUGGACAAAGUGUGAUGAUUUUGAGCUAUCAUCAAUGGCUUUUAAAAUGAAAGAAAAAUAUGACAAUGAUGAAAGUGAAAAUUUGGCAAAGCAAGUGAAGGAUGUUUUCAUUGCUUUAUAUCAUGAAUACAAAGAACAUGUCUCUCCCUCUAAGCAAUAUGAAAAGGAGCAGCUUAUGGAUGAAAUCCAAGCUGAUUUUGGUGAUGAGGAUGACCCUGCUAUGAAGUGGAAAUUGAAUGGUCCUAGAUUUCCCAUUCUUUCAAGGUUGACAAGUGAUGUUUUGACAAUACCAAUAUCCAUAGUUGCUUCAGAAUCUACGUUCAGCAUUGGAGGAUGUGUUUUGGAUGCAUUUAGGAUUUCUUUAACUCCUAAAGUUGUGCAAGCCCUUAUUUGUGCUGAAGAUUGGCUUCGUCACUUCAUUCCUGUGGUUGUGGAAGAGAAAUUAGAUGAUAUUCAAAGGAUUGAAAGAGGUUGGAGCAAAGAUUUUGUGUCAUUGACAGUUGACAACUUAUGA